GAGAGAAAGAGAGAGAGAGAUUAUUUCGUCAAGAGAUUGAAAUAUCCGGUCGUCGAAAAAUAAGGGACGAGAGACGGACAGACGAACGACUCAUCAUCGAGUUGAAUCGAUAAAAAGUUUGUCAAAUUUAAAUAAUACGAUAAUGUGAAGUCGCUGCAGUAGGAAGGUUUGUUAUCUUAUCCACAGAGAGCCGCUACGAUAGGACAUUGUAGAAAAGAGAGAGAGACGAUCAAUAAAAUAUCAGUUUGUUGGCUAUUCCACUGACAGACACGUGGUACGUAGACUAUAUUUUUUCCCCAUAUAUGUAUAUUUAUAUACAUAUAUAUAUUAUUCACUUCUUUCUUACUGACACUGAACUCAUGACUUUGAAAUCAUUGAGGAAUUAAAGAGCCUGUUAUGUGGCUCCAGUCGAAGGCAAUUUUAAUAUGCAGAAAGAAGAGAUAGCAUUUUUAUUAUGUGGCUUAAUUCAAUUGGGUUUUUGUGGAAAAACAACAAGAAUCGCUCAAAGACCAACAAAUAUUCUUCUUGAUUUCAAUGCAUAUCGACAUAUUUCGAUUCUUCAUUUUGUUGUACCCGAAAAUUCAGCAUCGGCAAAUUUUAAAUUUGUGGCAAAGGAGGAAAAAUUAAGUGGAAUUGGAAGUUGUUCACCGCGAGAUGUUUCUGUAUUUUUAAAAUAUGGCAGCAUUCCUUUUGUUCAACCGGACGGCGCUAAAAUAAAAGCGAAAAUUUUAAAAGAAAGAAGACAUCAUUACAGUUUAAAAAUUCUCAGCAAUGGCGAUGAACAUCUUAAAAGAAUUGACGCACCUCCACCUGGUGAUUGGUACGCAAUUGCUUUUCGCUCCUGGUCAGAUCCGGAUAAUGGAAAAAUUACUCAAGCGGGAAUCGGUGUUUUCUGUGACACGACUCUCGAUGCCGAUUUAUCUAUCGAAAUUCCCGAUAAAUUAUUAAUGUUGCUUGAUGAAAAAAAUGAUAUUUCAAUUCAAUUAACAAAGAAAAAUGAUUCGGCAAUUAUUCAGUUUCCCAGUUUUCAAGAAUCCGAACCAAUGUUUCUUAAUUUCACCUCGUCCUGUGGAAAUGAUUGUCUUCUUAUUGCUCAAAUAACUGCCAGAAAACAAUUGGCAAGUAUUGCAACGAAUAAUUCUGCAACAAGUUUAAAAUUUCAUGCGUACGAUAAAAAUCUUCAUUAUGCGACAUUUCGUUUAUUCAGUGGAAAUUUGACAAAUAUUACAAUGAAUUUGUCAGAAGACGAUGUGUCGUUGAAAAAUAUAAGUUAUGUGAAAUUAGUGAGAAAAUCGUUACCCGAUUUUUUUCUCUUCGAUUAUGAGCAUUUGAACGAUGACGAUAGUAAUAAUAAUAAUAAUAAGGCAACGCCUCUUAAUUUAACAUCAGGAAUAUUGUCGAUUUUUAAAUUUCACAUUGAUCCAAUUUAUGAUAUUGGUGGAACACUGACAAUUGGCCUUAAAGUCACUGAUAGCGAAGCAAAAAAGAAAAAAAAUAUCCUUCUCAUUGGCUGCGUUUCUUUAGGUUACUAUUCGGACAUCACUUCGGGUGCAAGUUGCGUGAGAGAAGAAAAAUCGACGCCUCCUGAUAUUGUUGGAAAUGAAACUAGUCCAUCCUUUAUUCAUGUGCCUUAUCCCGAGCCAGGAAUUUGGUACUUGACUGUGAAAGCAUUUAAAUCGAAUGAAAAUUGUCAUUGUGCCAAAAAUUGCACUGAAUUUGCAUGCGACGAAUGCAAUUGUAUUGGAGAAAUCGAUUUACGAAUUGAAAGCAGUAUUUCAUCAUCGUCCUGCGUCGAAGGAUCAUGUAAUGACAGAGGAAGAUGCGUUCAAUACAUGAGCGGUGGAUUUGUCUUCUCAGCAUGUCAUUGCUUCGCUGGUUAUCGUGGAUUCGAUUGCGAUGAUGACACCUAUGUCCUCGACAACAAUGGAAUUCUAUUGCGAGUAUUAACAUUGACAUUAAGUAAUUUAGCAUUUUUAGGUUCAAUUUAUAUUGCAAUACGUCGACAAUAUUACACCGAGGCAAUUGUCUAUAGUGGUGUAUUAAUUUUCUCAAGUUUCUAUCAUGCAUGCGAAGCUGGUGAAAAUCUUUAUACAUUUUGUUUAAUGCGUUUAAGUGUAUUGCAAUUUUGUGAUUUUUUCAAUGCCCUACUAUCAAUAUGGGUGACAUUAAUUGCAAUGGCAUCGUUUGGUCAACGUUUAACAAAUUUUUUUCAAAUGACAGGCGCAAUUGUUCUUGCAAUUUGCGCUGAACUUGAUCGCACAGCAUUGUGGGUUUUUUUAUUACCCACAAUAACUGGUUGUACACUUGUUAUUAUUUCAUGGUUAAAAAAAUGUCGUUCAAGAAAAACAUUUAAAUAUCCAGCGCGACCCUAUGGGACAAUUCAUUUGGGAAUUGGUCUUGCAUUAGUGAUAUUGGGUCUUGUUUGUUAUGCAUUUUUACAAACGCGUAAAAAUUAUUUUAUUGUCCAUAGCUUUUGGCACAUUUGUGUCGCUGUUGGUGUUAUGCUAUUACUGCCAAAGAGAAAGUAUAUGCAAUAGAAAAAAAAAAAAAAUUAAAAGAGUAUAUAAAAAAUAUUGAGAAUAUAUUAUAUAUAUUGAGAAGUUUUAAAUUCAGGGUUGCCACGAAAGACUGAUUUUAAAAUUCAAUGACUUUUCCAGACCAUUUUUUUUAAAUUCCAAUAUAAAUUGAUUUUGAUGAAUUUUUAACCAAUUACGCCAAAAAAUACAAUUUAAUGAAUUAAUUAAUUUCAUAUAAAUUAAUAAAAUAUUCUGUAAACUAAUUUUUUGUAAGAAAACGCAAAAAUGAAAUCAUUCAAAUUAAAAAUGAUUUUUUUCCAUGUUUCGAUGAUCGAGUUUCUAUUUAACUAGAUUUUAUAAAGUAAAAUUCAUAAUGAAUGGAAUUUUCCUACCAAA
Messenger RNA from Leptopilina boulardi, 2912 nucleotides. RefSeq names its product transmembrane protein 8B. The transcript is spliced from 8 exons. Gene Ontology annotation, cellular component: plasma membrane. Lineage: Eukaryota; Metazoa; Arthropoda; Insecta; Hymenoptera; Figitidae. The record is from RefSeq and is a predicted model, not a curated record. The coding region runs from base 426 to 2537 and encodes 703 amino acids.